This is a messenger RNA of Nerophis lumbriciformis (worm pipefish), 2695 nucleotides long. RefSeq lists its product as uncharacterized. NCBI's taxonomy places the organism in Eukaryota, Metazoa, Chordata, Actinopteri, Syngnathiformes, Syngnathidae. The record is from RefSeq and is a predicted model, not a curated record. Gene Ontology annotation, molecular function: RNA polymerase II cis-regulatory region sequence-specific DNA binding; DNA-binding transcription repressor activity, RNA polymerase II-specific. Gene Ontology annotation, biological process: negative regulation of transcription by RNA polymerase II; regulation of cytokine production; regulation of immune system process. Gene Ontology annotation, cellular component: nucleoplasm; nucleus.
GAACGAGAUGGGGUACUGAGUAGAUGUGCCUUUAUUUACGGUCUUACAGCACCUUAGAUUCAACUCGAACAUAGCUACAACUACGUUAUUUUGUCUUUGUAAAUCCCACGAAACAGAAAUUGAGUUUGGAGCGAUGGAGUGUUAUCUGAAGUGAAGAUUGAAGACGUGAUAGAAGAUGGACGACUACUGCUAUGCUAAGAUGGCGACGUCCGCUAAAAGAGAACAUGAAAGAGAAUCAACUUCCAGCAAAUCACCAACGGAGAUAAAGACGAAAGCCAAAAAUGAAGACGUCCAGCAGCUGAUUGGUCAUCCAGAAGAACGUUCCACUCAGUCAGGGGGGAGCUCCACUUUGAAGCCGGAGACUCCACAACCACCCCACAUUAAAAAGGAAGAGGAGGAACUCUGGAUCACUCAGGAGGGAGAGUAUCCGCAAGAAUCCGAUCUCACCAAGUUGCCACUGACUGUUGUCUCUGUGAAGAUUGAAGAUGAUGAAGAGAAACCACAACUAGACACUCUCUUAGCUCCACUAUCAGAUAGUGAGGCUGAAGACGAGGUUGGAGAACCUUUGAGCAGUGAUACAGACUGUGAAGGUGAUAUGAGGACUCACACUGACAACAAACACUCUAAACACUCUAAAAAGAAGAGAGACAUCCAGCAGCUAAAUGGUCAUCCAGAAGAAGUUGUACAUCUGUCAGGGGGGAGCUCCACUUUGAAGCAGGAGACUCCACAGCCACCCAACAUUAAAAAGGAAGAGGAGGAACUCUGGAUCACUCAGGAGGGAGAGUGUCUUCUAGGACGAGAGGAAGCUGAUUACACCAAGUUUCCAUUGACUGUUGUCUCCGUGAAGACUGAAGAUGAUGAAGAGAAACCACAGUUAGACAACCUCUUAGCUCCACUAUCAGAUAGUGAGGCUGAAGAUGAGGUUGAAGUACCUUUGAGCAGCGAUACAGACUUUGAAGGUGAUAUGAGGACUCACACUGACAACAAACACUCUAAAAAGAAGCGAGGUAAAACGUGUUUGAACUGCUCAAUUUGUGGAACAAUAUAUACUAAAAAAAGCUAUUUGACUGAACAUAUGAGAACACACACAGGAGAAAAACCAUUUAAUUGUUCAGUUUGCGAUAAAAGGUUUUCUAGAAAGAGGCAUGUGAUUCGUCACAUGACAACACAUGCAGAAAAACAAUGUUGUUGCUUUGUUUGUGAUAAAAGAUUUUUUUUCAGUCAAAGUUUGACUAGACAUAUGAGAACACACACCGGAGAAAAACCAUUUAAUUGUUCAGUCUGUGGUAAAAGCUUUUCUCAAAAUAGCCAUUUGACUCAACACGCAAGAACACACACAGGAGAAAAACCAUUCAAUUGUUCAGUUUGCGGUAAAAGUUUUUCUCAAGGCGGCUAUUUAAGUGAACACAUGAGAACACACACAGGAGAAAAGCUAUUUAAUUGUUCAGUUUGUGGUAGAAGCUUUACCCAAAAGAUUCCUUUGACCAAACACAUGAGAACGCACACAGGAGAAAAACCAUUUAACUGUUCAGUUUGUGGCAGAAGCUUUUCUCAAAAGAGCAAUUUGACUAAACACAUGAGAACACACACAGGAGAAAAACCAUAUAAUUGUCCAGAUUGCGGUAGAAGCUUUUCUCAAAAGAACACUCUGACUGAACACAUGAGAACGCACACAGGAGAGAAACCAUUCAGUUGUUUAGUUUGUGGCAAAAGCUUUACUAAAAAGGUUUGUUUUACCAAACACAUGAAAACGCACACAGGAGACAAAAACACUUAAUUGUUCCUUUUCAAGAGAGAAAUCUCACUGAACACAUGAGAACACAUACAGGAGAGAAACCAUUCAGUUGUUUAGUUUGUGGCAAAAGCUUUACUAAAAAGGUUUGUUUUACCAAACACAUGAAAACGCACACAGGAGAAAAAAACACUUAAUUGUUCCUUUUCAAGAGAGAAUUCUCACUCAAAACAUAAAACUCACUAGACAUAAUCCAUUUAUUUGAUCAAUAUGUGAUCAAAGGUUUUUUUCAUUGCAAAGUUAGACCCAACACAUAAUGAAACCCACUGAAGAAAACCAUAUAGACCUAGACUUAGACUAACUUUAAUGAUCCACAAGGGAAAUUGUUCCACACAGUAGCUCAAUUACUAAAGAUGGAAAGGAUAACGCAGGUGCAAAGUAGACUAAAAAUGUACCGUUGUAGCAAUAUAAAAUAUAACAUAUGUAAUAUUUACAUAUUAUAUAUACAGUAUAUGGUAUAUACUGAUAUAUUAUUAUAUUUUUGUAUAAUAUAUACAAUAUAUGACAAUUACCAUGUACAAUAUUACAUUAUAUGUAACAGCUGCAGCAUAAAAUAGAAAGUAGAUCCAACAGAAAAUAUGCAUUAUAAACAACUAGAGGUAGCUAAAUAAUAAUACUAAUAUGCGAUUAAAAAAGUCCAUGGCAAUGCAGACACAGUAGGACACAUCAUACACAUUGGAGAAUAACCCAUCAGCUGUUUAGUCUGUGGUAUGGCACUUAUACGUGGUGACAUCCACCCAAACCCAGGACCACCUCCAAAUAACUUCACUUCUUCUUUCACACGUAUCUGACCUUUUUGUACAACUUGAGGUUAUCUCAUCUCCUCACCACUCUGGGUCUUUUAUCUGAAACUUUCCUGAAUAAUAAAAUAGAUGAUGCAUGUGAUUCUUGGUCACUUCUCCU